ACACUGGUCUUCAGCUUCUGUCUCAUGGAGGGCGCCGUGAAAUAAAAAAACCCGCACACCCUGAGGAAAAUGAGGCUUCAGGAACUCUCCGGGGAGGUUUACGAAUGAGAAUCUCGUUGAGGGACCCAGUUUUCCAAUGGUGGCCCGGACCACCUCUCCGUAUGGUGUGUUUAGAGAAGUUGGCGGUGUUUUUUAUGAUGGAAGUGUGCGCAGCGCGGCGCCCCGGCCGUGUGUUCCCCCUCCCGCUCACCCUGACUCUCCUCCUGCUGCUGCCGCUGCUGAAAACAGCGAGCGCUGGAAGUUUCGCGCCCAGCACAGACAGCUCGAUCACCGGGGAGACCUACUCCACUCAGCCGGGCUCCACCAACUCCCAGGGAACCGCUGGUGUAAUGAGGGGACUGACCAGCUCCACAGAAGAGCUCAGUUCUACUAACUACGGACACUUUUCUACAGCGGGGGGCUCUGAGUCCCACCCGGGGUUCAGGGAGAGGGAAGCCAGCACUGCCACUGAUCAGAGCUCAUUUACGGACACAGAGAGUUGGACAUCACCCAGCGUUCCAGAGGUGUCUACUGAGCUGCUGAGCACCGGCACUGAACUCAGCACUGCUACGGUCACUGAGUGGGAAGAUCCGUCCACAGUAGCCAACAUAACUAAUGUAUAUCCUGGUUUAGACAGAACCGAAAGGCAGGCUGAGACUGAAACCAGUGAGACAAGGACUGAGAGAGAUCUCACUGUGACGAACCUUACGGAAAAAGACAUCACAGAAAAAGAUGUCACGGACACGACAGAGUCUGUCUCACAUACAGACAGCACCUACAUAUCCACCACAAUCAGCCGGGCUGGAGAGCGCACUCUGCUGUCCAUCUUGUCAAACAGCACAUCAUCGUACACGGAGGAGUCCAGCUCUUCUGAGGUGUCUCCACUAACCGUUACCUCAGAGGAGUGGAAGACGGAGACCACUGUAGUUGGUAAGAACUCCACUGAGGGUCUCUUCUCCACUGAAGGUGUCUUGUCCACUGAGGCUGACCAAACCAGAGCAACGUUUGAAAAUGAUAUGACCACAAACGCUUCCCAACAAGAGACUAUGCUUCCCUCUGAGCCUGAGGUGACCCAUGACUCUCAAGGCACCCAGUCUCAUACUGGCCAGCCCAAUGUCACAGAGUCAAGCUUUGAGGCCACGUCUGAUGGCAGCAGCAGUAACUCAACUCUCCCUUUCACUGUGGUCAGUAGCUCUGAAAGUAGCUCCAAAACUGAGUCAGAAACUGCAGCGGAUUCGUCCACCAGUGGCACAUCCUAUACAGACAGCAGUGCUUCUGAAUCGUCCAUCACUCCUGCCGUGUCCCCAGAGGACAGUCACACAAACACGUCGCAGCAGGAGAGUGAAACUAUGACCACUGAGACAUCCACAAGCACUGUGAAUACAGAAGACGGCAAGAAGCCAGAGAGUCCUCAAACCCAUAUGGAUGAAACCACUAUUCCAGACCUGACCACUGCACCCCCCACUCUGACCACUACGGACGACUCGCUCUCCAAGUUCCUCUCUGGCCAGCGACCCUUCGUCCCCCAAACCAAUCAUCCAGAAGAAACUACAGAAGUGCUGACCACAGCUGCAGGACCAGCAACCCACAGGCCGUGGCAUACUGAGGAGGACACACGCGAGGCUAGCACUGCUGCUAGCAGCACUAUAGCCAGCACUGUCUUUCCCACCACACUCUCAAGCACUAGCACCAGCCCUGCAAUUCCACCUACAACACACCAGCUCCAACAGAGCACCGCUGCAAAGACACACACACCUUAUGUAGAACUCUCUACAAUCGAAACCACUCAAAUGCUGACCACACCCACUUCAGAACCGCACCCUCUCACCACUAAAACGCCAACAACCCACCAGUCCUCAAGUUCAUCCCAGCCUGUAGAUAUUUCUACUGACGUGAGUACACUGCACCUCGAGACCAGCACUGCGACACCAGGAAACACCACUGCACACGGAAAACACACCACUGUGUCCUACAGUAAGACCGCCCCUACCAGGAGCACUGCAGUUGUGACCACAGGAAAGAGCACUGACCGAGGCUCCACACAGGAGGCGGACACAACCACACAGAUUUCAGUGAAGUCCACCCCGACUCCUGGUCUCUUUUGUGCGAAUGGAGGCUUGAGUGUGCCAACAUCUGAAGGUGGCUACAGGUGUGCAUGUCUGCCUGCCUGGAAAGGAGCCACGUGCACGGAGGAUGUGAACGAGUGUGUGAGCAGCCCGUGCCCUUUAGAAUCAGAGUGUGUGAACACUAGUGGCUCUUUCAGCUGUAAGUGUCCCCUGGGCUAUGACCUGGAGGAUGGACGCAGCUGCACUCAAGCAAAGACAUUUCUAGGCAAGUUCAGUGUGAACAGCUCUUUGCACCUCAGCAGUACCUCAGCAAUACCUCAUGAUCUACACAAGGAGAUCCUACACCUGCUGAAUGCCUCCCUCUCUGUUCUGCAUGGUUACAGACGAUCGAUUCUGCGGAAUGGGAAGGAACUGGAUGUCUCAAACAUGUUCUCCAUGUCCGCUAAUGUGACCAGCUCUGAGGUCUACAGGAACAUCCAGGCAUUUCUGAGAAACUGCAGCAAGCCGAACUCACGCUGCACCCUCAAACUUCAUUACCAGCUUACUUAUCAAGUGGACAGUCUUUGUCGGAGUCAAAAAAACAAAUGCGACUCCCAGUCUUCUGUAUGCAGGGAUGAUAACGGGACCCUUUACUGCCAGUGCAAAGAAGGCUUUUUUAAAAAGAACCCAGAGGACACCACAUGCAGAGACUGUGGUGAUGGUUUCGAGCGGGUUAAUGGAACCUGUGUGGGGUGUACGUUUGGAUUUGGUGGUUUCAACUGCAAUAAUUUUUAUGGGCUGAUAGCGAAGGUGGUGUCUCCUGCUGCUGGUGGGCUGCUGCUCAUAGUCAUCAUCGCUCUCAUAGUCACCUGCUGCAGAAAGGACAAGAACGACAUCAAUAAAAUCAUCUUUAAAAGUGGGGACCUUCAGAUGUCUCCCUAUGCUGAGUUUCCCAAGAGCAGCCGUGUGUCUAUGGAGUGGGGCAGGGAGACGAUUGAGAUGCAAGAAAACGGCAGCACUAAGAAUUUAUUGCAGAUGACUGAUAUCUAUUACUCUCCGGCUCUGCGGAAUGCUGACCUGGAAAGGAAUGGGCUUUACCCGUUCUCCGGCCUCCCUGGUUCACGCCACUCCUGCAUCUACCCAGCACAGUGGAACCCAUCAUUUAUCAGCGAUGACUCGAGGAGGAGGGACUAUUUCUGACGCCCCCAACCCACAGAAGUGCCUCAGACUGGGGCUCAGCACCUCUAGACAGGUGCAAAGUGAGAUGUGAUGAUGACUACAAAGCUGGACAACACUGACCACUAAAAGGCCUUUGAAUGUGAAAAUGAGCUGGCAAGGGAAAAAAAACAGUCUGUCAGAAAAGGACAAUUAUCUGAGGUGGAUUAGAGGAUAGCCAUAGGGUUCAGGCCUAUUGGGGCUGGUCAUCAGCAUGCAUUAGGGCGUUUUCACACCAGCACUAUUUGGUCCGGUUGAAACAGACUCUGGUUGGUUUGUACCCUCAGUGUGGUUUUAUUGAGCAGGUGUGAAAACAGUAAUCACACUCGUGUGGGGCUCAAUGUGUGUGUUUGAAAGCACAUACUUUCAGCUUCAUACGCGCUGGAAGACAGAAUCUUCUCGAUAUAUUUACUUUCUUGCUCCCACGCCAGAAAUCUCUGGCCAAUCAAAGCAGACAACAUGCUUGCAUGGUUUAUUGGUGCGUAUUUUGGUCCAUUUAGGUUUUUGCCUGUGUGAAGCCAAACCAAACACAGGGAGAAAACGCUCCAAGUAAACGAACUCAUAAACUGAUCCGGACCAUAGAAACAAACUACAGGUGUGAAAAUGCCCUAAGAUAGACUUCAGGUUGUGGAUGUGUUAAUUUUUUUUUUAUAUAUUUUACUUCAGAAGUGUUUUUAUUAUUAUUAUAAAGCCAGUUUAGUUUCACUCCUUUGAACUGUGAAAUGAGCAAGACAAAUGGGGGGAUUACACACAACAUUAACACAGUUAUUAAUUACAAAAUGUAAUUAUAAAAUACAGUGUUGCACUGCCGACUCUUCAAACGGAAAAAGCCAUAAAUGUAACAUAUUUAUAUUUACAGAAAUAUGCACAUACUAGACUGUGUAAAUGUGUACGCAUGACUGUAAAACUAUGUAUGAAUCUGUGUGUGUGUGUGUGUGUGUGUGUGUAUAUGUGUGUGUGCAGAUCUGUUUGCAUUUGCAUGUAGAUGAAAAAACGAUGUCGUAUAAGUUUAAGUUUUGUUUGUAAGCAUGUUGUGUGUUUGAAAGAGGAGAAUAAUAUGUGUAAAAUCUGUGGAAGCUGUUGGGCUUAGCACAGGUUAUUAUUGCUGUAGAACAUGUUAUCAGUAGAUGUAGCAGGACAGAGCAGGUCAUUAUGUUACCAUUCGCUUAAAUGUGGGGUCAUUGUUUUGUCAGAAUUUAGCGAAAAGUAGCUGUUUUGAAAGUUUGAAACACAGGGCCUGGGACUUUUCUCUUUUAAAACCUUCAACCCAAACCAUAUGUGCAUGUGGUAAAGAGUUUUAACUGUUCAAAAAUGAAUACUGAUUUAGCGAACUGUGUAAUAUUAUCUUGCACAGGCUAGCUGCCUACUUAGUGUUAUCCUAAGUAUCAACAGUCAAUCGACUGUCACUUAAGAGUGUUAUUAAAGGUAAUAGGUCAUUCUAAUUAUAUAUUUUUUUCUAACUGGUAGAAAAAGUGUUGAGUUGAUAAGCUAAGUCAUUUUCAGGAAACCAAUCAAAUACUCAAGUCAAGUUACUGACCUGACAGGAGUUUGUUGGUUUGUUACUUUUGCCCAUGUUGGAAAAAAAUCCCUGUAUAGUUUUACCUUGUGUUAUUUUAGUGGCUCCAUAAGUGCAUAUUGGCAACUGCUAUCUAACCUUAAAUAUUACAGAACAUGUUCUCUGUUAAAAUUGAUGACCCCACCUUUAAGGACCCUCAAUUAACAGAAAUGCACUUGGUGCUGCUUCUUUACAUAAUGCAGUUUAUAACUCUGCAAUACAAGUAAAGAAAUGUGUUGCCAUGUUUAAUUUAUUAAAGUUAAUUUAAUGUCAUUUCCAGAUACACAUGCAGUUCACUUGCAUGUAGCAAAUCUUUGGAAGUAGCAUCUCUACUGUGAGUGUGCUUCUCUCAUGUGUGAACGAGAGAAAUAAAUAGUAGAAAGUGGCCUUAUUUAAAGGCGACUGCCUGUUAUCUCCUGCGUGUGUGGUUAGAUGUACUAUAUUUUCUAGAUGUACUAGAUGUAUUAUAUGUCAUUAGCUUAAUGCUUUUUUUAAUAUCAGAGAUAUCCUGUUACACAUACCAGUAUUCUUUCCUCCCCUGUGGAUGGUCACCUCAAUCUGGCGUUUUAGUCAGAAAUAUUUAAAUAAAGAAGCAGUAAUGAUAA
Molecule: messenger RNA, 5459 nt
Organism: Astyanax mexicanus (Mexican tetra)
Lineage: Eukaryota; Metazoa; Chordata; Actinopteri; Characiformes; Acestrorhamphidae
Gene: heg1
Product: heart development protein with EGF-like domains 1
Exons: 13
Coding region: 105-3284 (1059 amino acids)
Biological process (GO): heart development
Molecular function (GO): calcium ion binding
Source: RefSeq, a predicted model, not a curated record